UUAAUUUAUUUUAUAUACAGUUAAUUUUCGAUAGAAGUUUACAUUUCAGUUAAUAUUGUAAUUAUUUUUAAUUGUAAAUAACUGAGAGAAUUAACGUGGUGAAUCAGGCUGGGGCAGAAAGCAGAGCAUUCACAGCAGAGGAAGCUUAAAGUCCUCCAAGGGGAUUUUUAUAACGGUUUCUGGCAACCCUGUGAGGAGCCUGACACUAACAUGUGGAUGCCAGAGUGAGGUUUAUUAAAUAGCUUUAAACUGCGGGUCGCUGAGAUAAAGAUACAGAGAGAGAAGCUGCGGGUCGUCGGUGUUUGGUGGAAUUUAAACUGUACAUUUUUCACGAGUUUAAAUUAUUUGUGUGUGAUUUUUGUACUGUAAACUGAGGAAGAGUAAACUGGCCUGAGAAAGCUUUAGUCAGCAGUAUGAAUGAAGGCAUGGCUGCUGUACUCAUUCUAUACCUUUAUCACACACUACAGAAACCCUGGAUACAAAGGUCACUUAUUUCAUAACAUUCCCUAUAAUACAGAGAGCACGCCUGCUUUCACCAGCACAGACCUCCACACUGUCUCUAUACAUCCACUAGUGCCUGCUUAAACAUGAGUGCAACCAAAGAAGCCAAGAUUGUGGUGGUGGGUGCAGGAUUUGCAGGCUUGGCUGCAGCAGCUACUCUGGUUCGGGCUGGGUUCCAGAACGUUCAGAUUCUUGAGGCUAACGGUCGAGUUGGAGGUAGGGUUCACACCACAAGACCAUUCAGCCAAAACAUUAUUGAGCUUGGUGCCAACUGGAUCCAUGGACAGGAAGGGAACCCUCUUUUCCAGCUAGCUAAAGAACAUGGGCUGUUGGUUGAAGGGGUUUCAGCCAGUAAAGUGAUGUGCUUGCCCCGUUCUGUCACGCCACGUGAUUAUUUUUUCAGACAGGGUGGACGGCAGGUUUCCACUGAAAGUGUUGACCAGGUGUGCUCCCUGUUCAGUAAACUCACCUCCAAGGCCUUUGAGUCAGAGCUGGAAGAUAAACACAGAGCCCUGAGUCUGGGCAGUUACCUUGAUGCUGCUUUUGCUGAAUCACCAUUGGCUGCUUCAGAAGAUGGACAGAGGCUUUUUGAGUGGUGUAAGAGAAGUGAAUGCACAGAUGAAGCGAGUUCAUCCCUGUAUGAAGUGUCUGCAUCUCAGAUCGGGUAUUACAUUGCUCUUGAGGGAGGCUUUUUUAACUCUCUGGGUCCUGGUGGUUAUCAAGCCAUUUUGGAUAUUCUUCUGAAAGAUCUGCCUUCAGAAAUCAUAUUAACCAAUAAAGCAGUGAAGAGCAUCCAUUGGGACUUGAAGGAACAGCUUCAGGCCAAUGAGAAAGGAGGGUCGAACCAUCCAGUGAAGCUGAUUUGUGAGGAUGAUGGGGUUUUUGAAGCUGACCAUGUGAUUGUGACUGUAUCUCUGGGAGUUUUAAAACAACAGGCUGGAACCCUCUUUAAACCCUCCUUACCCAAAUCCAAGCUGACUGCUAUUGAGCAGCUCGGCUUUGGUACAGUGGACAAGAUCUUCCUCUGUUUUAAUGAGAGGUUUUGGCCUGAAGACUGUGCUGGAAUCCAGCUUGUGUGGGACGAGGGUCCUGAGGAUAAGUCUGUGUACACUUCUCAUUCUGAAGGAGAGGCUUGGAAAGAGACGUGGUAUAAGAAGAUCUGUGGCUUUGAUUCUGUGGCCCGUCACCCUACAGUGCUCUGUGGCUGGAUCACAGGCAGAGAAGCUCUUCAUAUGGAGACUCUUCAGGACAGUGAAGUGGGAGAUGCUUGUGUGAGAUUGCUCAGGUCCUUCACUGGCUGGUCGGUUCCUGAUGUGUCCAAAGUGCUGAUCUCCAGGUGGGGUCUUGACCCUCAAGUUCUUGGUUCCUAUACAUUCGUUCCUCACAAUGUAAAUGGAGUGAAGGAGCAUGAGGCACUAGCCGCACCUAUUCCAUUUCAAAAUAAAAUCCCAGAGAGCAAGCCUCUGCAGGUGCUGUUUGCGGGAGAAGCCACUCAUGUGAAUUUCUACACCACCACCCAUGGUGCCUACAUGUCAGGAGUCAGAGAAGCUCAGAGACUCAUAACCCACUACACCACUAAGACAGUCACUUCAUAGAGAGCAAAUAUCACGAGUAUGGCUUUUUAUGAUAGCAAUAAGUCUCUGUAGAUCAUAUGUAAGCAUGAGCUUUGUAUUUUGAAGGACCUUAGCCCAUUGAGGAAGGUGUGGUGUUUUGGAGGACAAUAACUGACUGACUUGUACUUGAAUCCUGUUUUUCUUGAUCUACAACUGCUGGGAUUAGCGAGAAAUUGUUCAACUUUGUUUUGUGGUCCAGACAAUUCUCUUUAAUAUAAGUAUGGUUAUGUUCCUUUUAAAAGGUUGCAUGAAAUGGUUAAAUGAAGUUAAUUUUUUGUAGUGUUAAAAUUGGUGCCACAGUUAAUACAAUGACACUGAAAUCCUACACUGCAUAGAUUGUAGUAUGAAGAUGUUAAUAUUUGAAAACAGUUUCAGAGAAGGUCCAUUAUUUCACUUGAAGUUCUGAUUCCAAAGAACUUUCGUUUUCAUAAUGUUAUGGAAAUUUACCAUAAUGAAAAUAUAUAAAGUUCAGGCUGAAUAUUACGACCACCUUACUAGAUCUGCACUCAUUGUCAAAUUUAUCAGCUCCGUUGAUCAUAUAGGAGCACCAUGUUCUUUCACCAUGUUCUUCAAUGAUCAGGAUCCCACAGGACCUGGUGGUGUGUUAGUGGAUCAGAAAAUGCUGCUUGUGUUCUUAAAUGCCACUGAGAAUAGUCCAUUAUUCAAAAAUAUUGAUCCACCACCGAAAUAAUACCUACUCAGUGCUGGGAGGGUCUGUGGGGUCCUGAUUUUUGAAUAACAGGUUGAAAG
Molecule: messenger RNA, 2864 nt
Organism: Astyanax mexicanus (Mexican tetra)
Lineage: Eukaryota; Metazoa; Chordata; Actinopteri; Characiformes; Acestrorhamphidae
Product: spermine oxidase
Exons: 4
Coding region: 588-2096 (502 amino acids)
Molecular function (GO): polyamine oxidase activity
Source: RefSeq, a predicted model, not a curated record